AUGGCGCCCAUUGGCGUUCUCCACCGCUUGAGGACCUACUACUCCAAAGAGCCCGCUCAGAGAGCACCAGCCAUCUCUCCCAGCGCUGCGGCUGCGUUGUCGGUCCUCUUCACUCUCAUCUACGUCGUCCCAUUCUACCUCUCUAAAGCCACGCGCCCCUCCCCGCAGCUCUCACGCGAUGCCCCCUCGUCCAUUCGCGCCCGCGUACGCGCUGUCACUCUAUCGUGCUUCCUUAGUGCAGCCAUCACGAUAUACGUCAUCCUAGUCUGGAGUGCUGUCGCUCCCUCGGAGGCUCUGAAGCUGCUAGGCUGGUGGCCAAUCUCCGUCGUCGACAUAACGAAGACUUUGCUUUUAGUCUCCAUCCUAUUUGCUGGCCCAUUGUUCGAGGCUGGUAUUGUUGAUGGGGGCUGGAAGGACUGGAUCCGCGGGACAUACGUCCUCCAGACCCUCCGCAGCUGGAUUGGUUACAGAAACUUCGUCGCUGGUCCAAUUAGUGAGGAGCUCAUAUGGCGCUCCUUGAUCAUCCCCAUCCAUAUCCUGGCCAACGUCUCGACUACUAAGAUCAUCUUCGUGACUCCACUAUACUUCGGAAUCGCCCACAUCCACCACUACUACGAGUUCAGGCUUACCCAUCCUCAUACUCCGAUACUACGAGCGCUUCUGCGCUCCCUAUUUCAGUUCACCUAUACCUCGUUGUUCGGCUUCUUCGCCGCCUUCGUUUUCCUCCGCACGGGCAAUGUCUACUCCAUAAUUCUCGCCCAUACCUUCUGCAAUUGGCAGGGCCUCCCACGUCUAUGGGGGAGGGUUGGCGUUGAAACUGGAGAGCCUAUCGGCCGUCCAGAUGUUGGAAGGAAGGAAGACACGAAAGGGUCAAGCAAUGGCGUCGUAGCGACGAGUCCUGGCACAGGUGUUGGCUGGACAGUGGCAUACUACGUCUUGCUGGUCAGCGGAGCCGUAGGCUUCUAUUGGAUGCUCUAUCCGCUAACCGAGAGUGGAAAUGCGUUGCCUGGAUCUCAGGCCACGAAGCAGCAAUAA
Molecule: messenger RNA, 1035 nt
Organism: Mytilinidion resinicola
Lineage: Eukaryota; Fungi; Ascomycota; Dothideomycetes; Mytilinidiales; Mytilinidiaceae
Product: CaaX prenyl proteinase Rce1
Exons: 4
Coding region: 1-1035 (344 amino acids)
Biological process (GO): CAAX-box protein processing
Cellular component (GO): endoplasmic reticulum membrane
Molecular function (GO): metalloendopeptidase activity
Source: RefSeq, a predicted model, not a curated record